AUGGACGACGCCCGCAAAGGCGACGCUGCUCUCAGCGCAAGCAAACCCGACGAAGCGAUUGAACACUACACCAAGGCUCUCGCAGUCAACACCACGGCCGUCAAGUACUACAUCGGCCGCGCCACAGCCUACCAGCGCACUGCCAAAUACGCCGAAUCCCUCCGCGAUGCCGAACUCGCCGUCGUCCUUGCAAAGAAACGCGGCUCGCGCGAGCUCAUCAAGGACGCCCAGUUCCGACGCGCCGUCGCUCUGUUCCACCUCGGAAGAUAUGCAGACGCCGACCAUCUGCUGAAAACCGUAAAGGGCCUUGACGAGAAGGACAAGAUGCUGCCCAUUUGGGAGUCCAAGGUCGCAACAAAAUUGAAGGAUGUACCAGAAGACGACGAGAUGAGGAAGGUCACCGUCAAGGAGACUCCGGAGGUCGAUGUGCCCAGCGCACCAGUCUCUGCCGCCCCAGCGAAGGCCGAGCAGCCCGCCCCGUCUCAGGCCCCGAAGCCUGUCGCCCCAACCCCGAAAGACAAAAUCAAGACCGAUUGGUACCAGUCGCCUGAAACUGUUACCCUCACAAUCAUGGCCAAGGGUGUGGCCAAAGACAAAGUCAGCGUAGAAUUCGAGGAGAGAUCCGUGUCCGUCGCAUUCCCUACUGCCGACUCGUCGGAUUACAGCUACAGCGCCGACCCUCUAUACGAAAAGAUCGACCCUUCACAAUCGAAAUAUCGAGUCACACCCACCAAGUUGGAGAUAACAAUGCGCAAGGCAACCACGGGGCUGAAAUGGCAUGAUCUUGAGCACCCCGACGGCGACGUUGGCUCUGCUGAAGCAUCCACUAUUUCUCUGCCCGUCCGCCCAACCAAAGACACCGCCCCUGCAUACCCAACGUCCUCCAAGUCAGGUGCGAAGAAUUGGGAUAAGGUCGUGGUGAACGAUCUCGACGACAAAGACGAGAUUGAGGGCGACGAGACAUCACACUUCUUUAAGCAGCUGUACAGCGGCGCCACCCCCGAGCAGCAACGAGCUAUGAUGAAGAGCUACUCGGAAAGCGGCGGCACAGUCCUUAGUACCGACUGGAGUAACGUUGGCAACAAGACCAUAACCCCCGAACCACCCGAGGGUAUGGAGGCCAAGAAAUACUCGGGAUGA
Alternaria incomplexa is the source of this 1140-nucleotide messenger RNA. RefSeq lists its product as uncharacterized. NCBI's taxonomy places the organism in Eukaryota, Fungi, Ascomycota, Dothideomycetes, Pleosporales, Pleosporaceae. The transcript has a single exon. Gene Ontology annotation, biological process: protein stabilization. Gene Ontology annotation, molecular function: protein-folding chaperone binding. The coding region runs from base 1 to 1140 and encodes 379 amino acids. The record is from RefSeq and is a predicted model, not a curated record.